CUUUGCGUUUGCGUGGUGUUCUAGAAUCGGCAACUUUGUCAGCAUAGCAGCCGUUGAUUGGCGUGCUUGUUAGGUACAGUAGAACGACUUGCAAGCAUCUGGGAAAGAAAUUACCAGAACCCCUCCCGGUAUGCCGAUGGAGAGGAAGGAUGGAGGAAAGAUACAAACGAAGAAAUGAGCAGGCUUGGCUGUAUGCGGUUUAGUCAUUUUAUAUUCCAUCGGCUUUGAUUUUUUUUUUAUGCCCAGAUCUGACAACUAACCGAUGGAUGAAAGCGGCGAGACAGGAGUAUACAAGACCUGUAGUAACUUUUUUAGUGCAAAAGGAGUUGCAUGAUCUUCAUUUUCUUUGACAAAGUAUAUGCAAAAAGAUGCUGGCACUUUAAACAGUUGUAUCUACGAGUCUUGUGACCGUCAGAAGACGUCUCUAAUACUACCUUGUAAUAAUAAGGGAAUAGAGGAGUGGUGACUUAAAAAUGAAGAACUCCGGCGAAGCGAAGCGUAGGCACACUGCUCUCCGGCGAGCAGCCAGCCGCCGGCGGAUCGGAUCCGGAUCUCGACCAGCACUGGCAUUGCCGCGACGGAGAUGCCGACCCCGAAGCAGCGGCUCCCCUGCUCGACCUUCGGCCGAGGCGGAGGAGGGAGGCGCGCCGCCUGCGGCUCCGCCGUGCUGCCACCCGUGGUGGUCCUCGUGUUCCUGUUCGUGGUCGCGCCUUCGCUCUUCUUCGUCGUGCGCAAUGGCGGUCGCGGCUACGGCCACGGCCACGUAGCCGUAGCCUCCGGUCCGAUUCGCGUUCCCUCCUCGAGAGCACCUGUUGCUUGUGCCGACGCGAGGUGUUCAAUUCUGCAUUGCCUUGUUCGAUGAGCGCCGAGAUUGGGUGGAGCUCGGUGGAAUCUGUCUAGGUUUUGGGAUUGAUGCGCUCUCCAGCCGUAGUUUGAUGCGACUUAGUUGGAUAAGGGGAUCAUCUGAGUAGUUUCAGAGCGGUUUAGGGCUUUUAUAUUUGUUACUGGCUGCGCUGUUGCUUGAUUUCCCGUUUGGAUGGAACCGUGUAUGUGGCUCUAAGGAAAUGAACCUAGUCACCCUAGGGAUUGCAGAAAUCAUUAUCCCCUGGCACUCAGAUAUUAUUGGAUUACAGGAAUUGUUGUCCCUUAUAUGUUGAUGUUUCUAGGUUGUAUAUAUAUGAUAUAUAAGUGGGUAGCGAUGGGUUAAUGUUAUGGAAAUUGAAGUGCAUGCAUACAAUAGUGACUAACAAAACUAUAAUGAAACUGUGUAAUAGGUGGUCAUAAGCAUUAAAAGCAUGCUGAACAAUAAUACAUGGCAUGGCCAUUGUUGGCCGAAAUGUAGUAUAUCUAUAUAAAACAAUGUAUUACUCCUCCUUUUCCAAAAUGUAUUUUGAUUUAGUUUGCUUCUUAGUCAAAGUUCUGUAACCUUGGCAAAGUUUAUAGAAAAACAUCAAAAUCGACGACAUUAAAUUAGUUUAUUUAAUGUCCUAGAUGUUAAUAUAUUUUUAUCUGAACUUCGUCAAACUUAAAGAUGUCUGACUUAGGACCAAACUAAAAUGAUAUAUAUUUUGGAACGAAGGGGGUAUAUUUUUUGUGAAUUUCAACAUUGCAUUAUCUGAAUGCAUUGUUUUACACCUGAAAUUGGUAAGCAUUGACAUAUUUUGUUUGUCUGCAGAUCCCAACGGUAAGAAUGAUGAUCAGGUAGUUACCAACCCUGAAAGGGUUUCGAUCGCUUAAUGAGCGUAGUUUUUGACGAUUCAUUUCAUCUUUCGAUUUGCCUUGCAGGAACCAACGGCAAUGAAGAACCUCAAAUCUUUUUUGCCUAAGGAGGAAUCACGCAUCGCCCUCUUGGAAAACUAAUGAUCUAGUCACUGAGAAGAGCAUGGAUGUCGAUGACAAGGCUAAAGCUGAAAUCAGUUUGCCAGAACAUGAUCUACCAACAAAUAGAUCACCCAAAGAUCCAGAUGAACAUCAAGCUGACAAUGCAGCAAAAGUAGCUCGAAGGAAACUUAGGGAGACAAGGCGCGAGAAGAGAGCAAUGGAUUUGGUUCAUAAAGAUGAUGAAGCACAUGUUAAGCAGGAGAAUGCCGCUAUUGAGCGAUCAAAAGCUGUCGAUUCUGCUGUGCUUGGAAAAUACAGCAUAUGGCGAAAAGAGAACGAGAAUUCAGAUUCUACAGUUAGGCUGAUGAGGGACCAAAUUAUUAUGGCUCGUGUCUAUUCUGCGCUUGCUAAAUCAAAGAACAAGAGUGAUCUAUAUCAAAAACUGCAGACCCGAAUCAAGGAAAGCCAGCGGGCUGUUGGAGAUGCUUCUGCUGAUGCUGGCCUGCAUCACAGCGCACCUGAGAAAAUCAUAGCGAUGGGUCAAGUUUUAUCAAAGGCUAGAGAAGAAGUUUAUAAUUGUAUGGCAAUCACUCAGAAACUAAGGGCUAUGCUUCAGUCAGCAGAUGAACAGGUCAGGUGCUUGAAGAAGCAGAGUACAUUUCUUAGCCAAUUGGCUGCAAAGACAAUUCCAAACAGCAUUCACUGCUUGUCUAUGCGUUUGACGAUUGAUUACUAUCUCCUCCUCCUUGAGGAACGAAAAUUUCCAAGGAGUGAAAAUUUAGAAAAUCCAAAUCUCUAUCACUAUGCACUUUUCUCAGAUAAUGUCUUGGCAGCUUCUGUUGUUGUGAACUCAACCAUCAUGAAUGCUAAGAAACCAGAGAAACAUGUUUUCCAUCUUGUGACUGACAAGUUAAACUUUGGAGCCAUGAACAUGUGGUUUCUGCUGAACCCACCUGGCAAGGCUACCAUCCAUGUUGAGAAUGUGGACGAAUUUAAGUGGUUGAACUCAUCAUACUGUCCUGUGUUGCGGCAACUUGAGUCUGCUGCCAUGAAAGAGUACUAUUUCAAAGCUGAUCGGCCCACCAGUCUCUCAGCAGGUUCUUCAAACCUAAAGUAUCGGAACCCCAAGUACCUCUCUAUGCUGAACCACUUGAGGUUCUAUCUCCCAGAGGUCUAUCCAAAGGUGGAUAAGAUACUCUUCCUCGACGAUGACAUAGUUGUGCAGAAAGAUUUGACAGGGUUGUGGGAUGUUAAUCUUAAUGGAAAGGUCAAUGGUGCUGUGGAAACCUGUGGGGAGAGUUUCCACCGUUUUGACAAGUAUCUCAAUUUUUCAAAUCCACACAUUGCUCGGAACUUUGAUCCAAAUGCAUGUGGCUGGGCUUAUGGGAUGAACAUCUUUGAUCUGAAGGAGUGGAAGAAGAAAGAUAUUACUGGGAUCUACCACAAAUGGCAAAAUAUGAAUGAAGGCAGAGUUCUUUGGAAGCUUGGGACACUUCCGCCUGGCCUCUUGACCUUCUACAAGUUGACGCACCCACUGGACAAGUCAUGGCAUGUUCUUGGACUAGGAUACAACCCAAGCGUAGACCGUUCAGAGAUAGACAGUGCUGCUGUUGUUCAUUACAAUGGGAACAUGAAGCCAUGGUUGGAGCUAGCAAUGACCAAAUACCGACCAUAUUGGACCAGGUAUAUCAAGUAUGAUCACCCUUACAUCCGUGGAUGCAACUUGAGGGAGUAGUAGAUAUAGUCGUGCUGAAACACUGACAGAUGAGGACGAGCCUGCUGGACAGAAGUGUUCCAUGUCCUUGCGGUGCGUUGUUUUACUGAGCAAACUGGUACUACCUGAAGCUCUUGGUUGGACAUAACGACAUAGUUGCUCAUGUGAGAGUAGACCAGACUUAGACACAAUCACACAAGAGGAUUCACUCACGUGGAAUACAUUUGCCCUACGUUGAAAUUGAUGCUACUUUGAAAACCA
This is a messenger RNA of Zea mays, 3796 nucleotides long. Its product is annotated as polygalacturonate 4-alpha-galacturonosyltransferase. Lineage: Eukaryota; Viridiplantae; Streptophyta; Magnoliopsida; Poales; Poaceae. The record is from RefSeq and is a predicted model, not a curated record. Gene Ontology annotation, molecular function: polygalacturonate 4-alpha-galacturonosyltransferase activity. Bases 1883 to 3556 code for a protein of 557 amino acids. The transcript has 7 exons.